Molecule: messenger RNA, 675 nt
Organism: Macadamia integrifolia
Lineage: Eukaryota; Viridiplantae; Streptophyta; Magnoliopsida; Proteales; Proteaceae
Product: phospholipase A(1) DAD1, chloroplastic-like
Exons: 2
Coding region: 1-675 (224 amino acids)
Biological process (GO): lipid metabolic process
Molecular function (GO): glycerophospholipase activity
Source: RefSeq, a predicted model, not a curated record
AUGCAGCAGAAAUCAAAACAAGACAAACCGACUCCAACUCUGAUUACAUCUGGAACCGAAGAGAUCCGUAGCUUAAGAGAGGAGGUGAGGGAAGAGAUUGGUCGUGUCCUUCAAUCCUACGGCGACGAACCUCUCAGCUUAACCAUCACAGGUCACAGUCUCGGUGCGGCUCUAGCGACUCUCACAGCCUACGAUAUAACCACAAACUUCUGUCAACCACCCCUGGUGACGGUCAUCUCCUUCGGUGCAUCACGUGUCGGCAACCGUGGCUUCAGAUGCCACGUGGAAAAUUGCGGAAGCAAAGUACUCCGCAUUGUAAACUCGGACGACCUCGUAACGAAGGUCCCAGGCUUUGUCAUCGAAGACUAUGACGUGUCAAAUAAAGAAAAAGAUACCGUCAACGUGGCAGGACUUCCAAGCUGGCUUCAGAGACGUGUGGAGGAUACACUAUUCCAAACCCAAUGGGUUUACGCAGACGUGGGUAGAGAGCUCCGAGUCAGCAGCAGAGACUCAACAUAUCUAACUGGACCCACCACAAAUUUAGCCACGUCACACGAGCUAGAUACGUAUCUACACUUGGUGAAUGGAUUCUUGAGCUCUGAGUGCCCUUUUCGGAAAACUGCAAAGAAAAUGUUGAGUAGACGCGGCGCAGAGAAGGCUCCGGUACUACGGUGA